AUGACAGCGGCAGGCGCCGACAUCGUCCCGGUGAUCACGCCGGACGGCCCGAUGGCGAGCUACAGCGAGUCGCCGGUGCUGGCGGCCAAGGUCGCCGCCGGGGAGCUUCCCCCGGUCCAGGAGCGGCUGCCCGACUUGCCCCCCGUGGAGCAGGCGUUCGAAGCGGUCGGCAAGUACGGCGGCACGCUGCGCCACGUCGAGGCGCUGUACACCAGCUUCGGCAGCAUCACCCGCUACAUGAACGAGGGGCUGAUCGACGUCAGCGUGCCUUCAGGCACCCACCGCUACCCGAACCUCGCCGAGAGUAUCGAGUGGAGCGACGAUCUGACGACCUACACCAUCCAUCUCCGGAAGGGCGUGAAGUGGUCGGACGGCGAGGAAUUCACCGCCGCGGACGUGAUGUUCAAGUGGGAGGACAUCAGGCUCUACUCCCCCGACCCCGACGCGACCCCGCUGUCGGUGGCGCCCUCCGACUUCAUCAUCGGCGGGGAGUUGGCCGAGUUCACGAUGCUCGACGACUACACGAUCGUCGUCAAGUUCGCCGCGCCGUUCGCCAACUACCACAAGAACAUCGGCUGGAACUAUCUCGAUCCGGAGCCCGCCCACUACCUGAAACAGUUCCAUCCCAAGUACAACGAGGAGCUGGGCGACCCCACCGAGGCGUGGCAGGACUUCAACACCGUGCACCGCGCCGGCACCAACACCGAGCGCCCCACCCUCGGGCCCUGGAUUCCCGAGACGGUGAAGGAGGGCGAGUUGAUGGUGAUGGUGCGCAAUCCCUACUACUGGAAGGUGGACGAGAAAGGUCAGCAGCUUCCCUACGCCGACGAGUUGCGCGUGACCUACGUCAAGGACAAGGAGGUGGAGAAGCUGCAGCUCGCCGCCGGCGAGUACGACUGGCACGCCAUGGGGCCGCCGGUGGACGCGGUGCUGUUCCAGCAGCAGGCCAACGGCAACUACCGGCUGGUCACGCCGCCCGGGUUGCACAACUACUGGGUGUUCAUCAAGCGCAAGCUGGCGUGGAUCACCAACGCGCUGGAGAAUCCGCAGAACGAGAACGAUGACAAGCUCGCCGCGUUGCUGCUGGACAACGACUUCCUGCAGGCGCUGCAGCUCGGCAUCGACAACGAGCAGAUGAUGCGCGCCUACGCCACGCCGGAGCUGUACGAGUUCCGCGCCAAGCUGGUGGGCCGGCCGCGUCUCGACCCGGACAAGCCGAUCGGCCAGAGCGCCGACCCGCGCGUGCAGGCGAUGUGGGACCACCUGGAGCAGUGGACGCGCUACGACCUUGGCCGAGGCGAACCAGAUGCUGGACGAUCUGGGACUGGCGGUCGGUGA
Molecule: messenger RNA, 1338 nt
Organism: Geodia barretti
Lineage: Eukaryota; Metazoa; Porifera; Demospongiae; Tetractinellida; Geodiidae
Source: the annotation of a GenBank genome assembly